This is a messenger RNA of Fundulus heteroclitus (mummichog), 1927 nucleotides long. RefSeq names its product cytochrome P450 2F2. The coding region runs from base 82 to 1548 and encodes 488 amino acids. Gene Ontology annotation, molecular function: heme binding; oxidoreductase activity, acting on paired donors, with incorporation or reduction of molecular oxygen, reduced flavin or flavoprotein as one donor, and incorporation of one atom of oxygen; iron ion binding. Gene Ontology annotation, cellular component: intracellular membrane-bounded organelle; cytoplasm. The transcript has 11 exons. NCBI's taxonomy places the organism in Eukaryota, Metazoa, Chordata, Actinopteri, Cyprinodontiformes, Fundulidae. Gene Ontology annotation, biological process: xenobiotic metabolic process. The record is from RefSeq and is a predicted model, not a curated record.
CAACCAGAGCAGUCGGCACUGAGAGCUGAGCUGCACUUUCAUAACAAUUAGAGGUUGGCCCUGAUCCAAAUUCAGACCAACAUGUGGGCUUCAGUACUUCUGCUGGGGCUUUUUGUUUGCUUCCUUCUUCUUCAACUCACACCUCGGAGACCAAAGAAUUUCCCACCAGGACCCACUAGUCUGCCUGUACUGGGCAACCUUUUGUGCAUGAACUUAAAUGACCCCAUAAAGGACUUUCAGAGGCUCAGGCAGUCUUAUGGAAAUGUCUACAGUCUGUUCUUUGGCUUAAAACCAGCGGUGGUCAUCAGUGGUUUUAAGACCAUAAAGGAGGCGAUUGUUAUCAAAGCUGUCGAUUUCGCUGGACGACCUCAAGACCUGUUUCCAAAUUAUGUUACUCAAAGAAACGGUGUUAUCCUGGCUGAUUAUGGCUCGGUUUGGAGGGACCAUCGUCGCUUUGCUCUGAUGACCAUGAGAAACUUUGGUCUUGGGAAGAAAUCCAUGGAGGAAAGAAUUCACGAAGAGAUUCAAUGUACAGUCGACACACUGGUAAAAAGCCUCGGUGCUACCCUGAGUCCACAGUUCAUGUUUCAUAAUGCAGCUUCAAACAUCAUCUGCAAAGUUGUGUUUGGAACACGUUAUGAGUAUGAUGAUGAGAUGAUCAAAAUUAUUGUUAAGUGCUUCACUGACCUGACAAAGAUGGCCAACGGGCUGUGGGCUAUGCUGUAUAACUCCAUUCCUUUGAUCCGUCCUCUGCCCCUGCCCUUCAACAAGGCCUUUAAGGACAUGGAGAUGUAUCUGGGUCUUGCAGCUGGUUUGGUGAACGAACACAAGAAGACCAGAGUCCCUGGAGAGCCACGGGAUUUUGUCGACUGCUAUCUGGAUGAACUGGAUCAGCAAGGAGAGGGCUCUUCUUUCUCUGAAGAAAAACUGCUAAUGCACACAUUUGAUCUUUACGUUGCUGGGACUGACACCACCUCCAACACCCUCCUCACCGGGUUUCUUUACCUCAUGAACUACCCUCACAUACAAGAACGAUGUCAGGAAGAGAUAGACCAGGUGCUGGAGGGGAAGGAUAAAGUCACUUUUGAUGACAGACACAACAUGCCUUAUAUGCAGGCUGUGAUUCAUGAAGUUCAACGGAUUGCAAACACUGUUCCUCUCAGUGUCUUCCACUGCACAACUAAAGACACGGAGCUCAUGGGAUACUCCAUUCCAAAGGGUACAAUGGUCAUCCAGAACCUGACCUCAGUCCUGAAUGAGGAGGGACAGUGGAAGUUCCCUCAUGAAUUCAACCCUGAAAACUUCCUGAAUGACAAGGGAGAGUUUGUCAAACCUGAAGCAUUCAUGCCUUUUUCUGCAGGCCCUAGGAUAUGUCUCGGAGAGGGUCUGGCUCGUAUGGAGCUCUUCCUCAUCAUGGUGACUCUGCUGAGGAAGUUUAACUUCAUCUGGCCGGAGGAUGCAGGAGAACCAGACUUUACUCCAGUCUACGGAAUAACUUCGACUCCCAAACCUUAUACUAUGAAGGUACAGCUGAGGUCAAAACAGUGAGGGAUUCUGAAGAUGCUUAAACCUACUUUUGGCUGAUUUGAGAUGAAAACAAUCUUUGACUUCCUUCAAAACACUUAGAUAGAAUUCAUCCUAAAACUAUUAUGAAAUCCCUUCAGUUUGGAAUGAAAUAGAACCUGUCUGACGACUUGACGGAGGCUGAAAGAUAUAAAAAAGGAAAAGCAACACAUCAUGUCCCAAUCUAAAAACGUUUAAGAACAGUUGAGAAGCAAAUCACUGACGUCUUGGAAAGGAUGAGAAAUCUCCUUCUGAGGAUUUUGGAGUCCAGAGAACCACAGUGAGAACCAUUCCCUUCCCAAAAGUGACUGACCUACUAAAUUACUCUUAAAAGUAAAUAGCCACGUAAUACGCUUAUAAAAAA